Messenger RNA from Staurois parvus, 477 nucleotides. Lineage: Eukaryota; Metazoa; Chordata; Amphibia; Anura; Ranidae. The record is from the annotation of a GenBank genome assembly.
AUGGGCCCCUAUACCGCCUCCUCAUGCUGCUGCCAGGCCCGUAAUCUGCCAUGGGCCCCCGUACCGACUCCUCAUGCUGCUGCCAGGCCCGUAAUCUGUCAUGGGCCCCUGUACCGCCUCCUCAUGCUGCUGCUGCCAGGUCCAGAGUGUGUCAUGGGUCCCUGUACGGCCUCCCAUUGCUGCUGUCUCUAUCGCCAACUCUGCCAUGUGCCACUUUCAGGUCUCCUCACACUGCUGGUGGUUUCCAUUUUUGUCAUAGGGUGCUGUAUGGCCUCCCAUUGCUGCUGCCUCCACCGCCACACUGUGGCUCCACACUCUGGUUUUGGCCCCGUGACUGCCCAAAUGAGUGAAGUGUGCGGUGAUUCUAAGAUCGACGGCACUCAUCUGCAUGUCAUACUGACUGACAGUAUUAUUUCUCUUCCCCAGCAGACUCCAAGGGCAUUUAAAUUAAAGGUACAGUGUUCUGCACUAAUAUUA